AUGGACUGCGCAGACGCACCUGUGCAUGAUUACCUGCGGGGAGCGGUGCCCACUCGGCACGAGUCGUCGUCGAGACCGCGUCAGGUUCACGGCCAAGCCGUUCGUCAAAAUUGCCCGAGAAAUCACGGAUUACCAUUCCCAGCAAGCGCGCCGUCCACGAGCAUACUCUCAAAACUACCACUGGUGCUAGAGCGUCGAGGACGUCCUGAGAGUACAGAGAACGACGUGUUUUGGGCGUCGCCAAGGAGGAUCGAGUUGGAGUUGGUGCUGGUGUUGGAC
This is a messenger RNA of Acaulospora colombiana, 279 nucleotides long. The record is from the annotation of a GenBank genome assembly. NCBI's taxonomy places the organism in Eukaryota, Fungi, Glomeromycota, Glomeromycetes, Diversisporales, Acaulosporaceae.